Molecule: messenger RNA, 751 nt
Organism: Drosophila nasuta
Lineage: Eukaryota; Metazoa; Arthropoda; Insecta; Diptera; Drosophilidae
Product: snaclec bothroinsularin subunit beta-like
Exons: 2
Coding region: 16-474 (152 amino acids)
Source: RefSeq, a predicted model, not a curated record
CGAUAUAUUUACAAAAUGAAAUUUUUAGGUCUCGGUCUACUUUGUUUACUCGGUGCUUCAGUAUGGGCUGAUUUGGAACCGUUUCCAUCCUUAACGUAUCAAUAUGGAAACUAUUUACUAUCCGUUGUUAAUAAGUUGAAUUGGUACGAAGCAACGACAGCUUGUGCCAGAUAUGGUUACUCCUUGGCAUCGAUUCCCAACCAAAGGGCUCAGACUCGAAUAUAUAACGCGAUUCUCAGUUCGGGUUUCCAGAAAAUUCUGACCGAACCAGUCUGGACUUCUGGCUCGAAUCAGGCCAAUGGCGUUCAAUGGAGUUGGUAUUCAACUGGUAAUACAAUUACUUACCGUAAUUUUGCUGAGGCACCAUAUUCAUAUGUGUAUAAUUGCCUGGCUCUGGAUGCAGUUUCCGGAUUAUGGAGGGAUAUAAACUGCAUGGAGAAACGCUAUUUUGUUUGCGAAAAACGAUGUGCAUAAAGAGUACACUUAAUUCACUUAAGAAAAUAAUCAAUGAAAUCGUUCGUGUGUAUUUUAAAUUCAACGGUUAGGUGCUUGAGUGUUUUUCCAUAGCUGCCAGCUUUUGCACGCGACCAUGUAAAGCUUUCAGUGAGCUUUUUAAGCUCUUUAACCAAAAUAGAUUGAGGUAGCUGUUGUCAACCAGCAAGAUUUCCAUUGAUAAAACAAUUUGUUGUAGAGUGUGACCGAAUAGGAAAUACUCUUUUUAAAUAAAUGGUUUUAUAUUUGAUCCACACUU